CGCACUAGGGGAACUCCGUGUCCCAGAAUGCCUUGGGGGCAUGGGCGUCACUUCCGUUGUGUUGGAAGCCGGGGAGACUUGAGUUCAGGAGGCGUGUCCACUUUGAGAGCGUCGGCUAGCAGCUCCGGGGCAAGCCCGGUUGAAGACGGACUGACGUUAGGGGAGUGUCUUGCAUGGGGUUCGGGGUUGGGGCCAGGUGGAGGGGCGAACCCCUGUGUUUCUACGCAUCCUUUCCGUAGAUGUCCCAUAUGGAGCUGCCGUCGGACCCGGGUGACCAAGACCUGCUGGACUUCCUGCUAGAGGAAAGCGGAGAUUUGGGGGCGGCGAUCCACGAGGCCGUGGAGGCUCCGCUAGACUGGGAGCUGCCGCUUUCUGAGGUACUGAGGGAUUGGGAGGCCGAGGAUUUCCUGAGCUCUCUGCUGAGUCCCCCGGCGUCGUUGAACGUUCUCAACUCUUCUAACUCCUGUCCUGUCCACCAUGAUCACACCUACUCUGUACCACAGGAACGUAUUUCCAUAGAUCUAGAUAGCGGGAGCUAUGGAAAAGAGGGGGCCCAGAUGACUCCACUGCAUGUAGAGGAGCCAGCAGAGCAGGCCAUCUCCCUGGAACCCCAGGAGAUUGCUAGGCUGAUACUGACAGAUGAGGAGAAGAGGCUGUUGGAGAAGGAGGGGCUUACUCUGCCUGGGACACUUCCUCUCACUAAGAUGGAAGAACAAGUUCUGAAACGAGUACGGAGGAAGAUUCGAAACAAAAAGUCUGCUCAGGAGAGCCGCAGGAAGAAGAAGGUGUAUGUGGGGGGUUUAGAGAACAGGGUCUUGAAAUACACAGCCCAGAAUCUGGAGCUACAGAACAGAGUACAGCUCCUGGAGGAACAGAAUCUGUCUCUUCUGGAUCAGCUGAGGAGACUCCAGGCCAUGAUGAUUCAGAUAUCAAACAAAACCAGCAGCAGCAGCACCUGUGUUCUGGUCCUACUGUUCUCCUUCUGUCUCCUCCUCGUACCUGCUAUGUACUCUUCUGACACAAGGGGGAGCCUGCCAGCUGAGCGUGGAGUGUUGUCUCGCCAGCUUCGUGCCCUCCCCAGUGAGGACCCUCACCAGCUGGAGCCGCCUGCCCUGCAGUCAGAGGCACCAAAGGACAGCUCAGACCACGUGCUCCAAGCUCCUGGCAACUUUUGCUGCCUGUUCUACCACGUGCUUCAGGCUCUUGGCGCAGAGCCUCCCCUGAAGUUGCCACUCCCUGACCCCUUCUCAAAGUCCCCCUGUCCAGGUCCUAUCUUUCCUCUGCACACAAAUCGCACAGGAGGGGGGAUGACUUCCUACUCACAGCCCCACACCUGUCAUCUUGCAGGGCCCAUACUUAGGCUAGAUGUGAGGAUGUGGGGGACCUCAGCAAGAGCCUGGGGCCCCCAGUCUGUGUCCAAAUAAAAAGGAAUGGGAGAGGGCUAGCCUCAGCUCCUGUGCCCUGUCAGGAAGCCUGAGGGCUCAAACACACCACACUUACUGGC
Molecule: messenger RNA, 1504 nt
Organism: Ceratotherium simum simum (southern white rhinoceros)
Lineage: Eukaryota; Metazoa; Chordata; Mammalia; Perissodactyla; Rhinocerotidae
Source: RefSeq, a predicted model, not a curated record